AGUAGGCCUAGAUCUAGAUCUAGAUGCAAAACAAUAUUCGAACAAUUUCUCAUAAAUUGUAAAUUAAACAGUUUUGUUAAAUAAAAUGUAUUGCUUUUUUUAAUUACAUUUUAAUAUAAAGUAUUGGAGUUUUUUUGUGGUUAUAGGAAAAACAAUUUAAAUUAUUUUUAACAAUAUACGGUUUCAUAUGGGAAAUUUCCAAUUUUAUAUUUUACUAGAAAAUACCAAACAGAAACACUGAAGUUUUCAUGAGAAAAUUAAACAGUGUAGUGACAUUCUUAUUGCAAUCACUCAGCUUUUACAGGUAUGUUUGUUGUAGGCUGUUCUAGAGGUAUUUUAACCCCUUGUACAGUGAAAUCUAAUAAACAGAAAAAACAAAGAUGGCGAGAACCUCCACAUUCGCCAUGCUGUUGUUACUCACAGCUGUUCCACUAAAGGCAGCGUACGUAUGCCAGGCUGGUCAAUACCUCUCCACGGACCACACCGGUCAACCGGCCUGUCUCCCCUGUCCUGCCGGCACCUUCAUGAGCACCGGCAACCACGUGAACACGGCCUGCGUGCCCUGCUCAAAGCCGGACCACUACCAGUACGAGGUGAGGCUUAAAGAUUGCUCCACCACACAGGACGCGGAGAUUGGCUGCAUCAAGGACCACUACCGCGUCGAGGUCAAGUUCCAGGACUUUGUGGACGGCGAGUGCAACAGGUGCACGGAGUGUCGUCUGCUGAACUUGUUUGAGGCCAGGCCGUGUGACGAGACAACAGAUGCUGUUUGCUGUCCCAAACCUGGCAUGGCCGUUGAAAAAGAUAAAUUCGAUAGAUUCAAAUGUGUUGAUGAAACUUCUUAAAAUAUUUUUUUAUAAAAUGUAUUGAAAAUAUUUUAAAGUGAUGAACACACUUAAUAUAUCUCUACAAAAGUCUUGCUG
Physella acuta is the source of this 923-nucleotide messenger RNA. Its product is annotated as tumor necrosis factor receptor superfamily member 25-like. Lineage: Eukaryota; Metazoa; Mollusca; Gastropoda; Physidae. Gene Ontology annotation, cellular component: plasma membrane. The record is from RefSeq and is a predicted model, not a curated record. Gene Ontology annotation, molecular function: protein binding.